Molecule: messenger RNA, 201 nt
Organism: Penicillium waksmanii
Lineage: Eukaryota; Fungi; Ascomycota; Eurotiomycetes; Eurotiales; Aspergillaceae
Exons: 1
Coding region: 1-201 (66 amino acids)
Source: RefSeq, a predicted model, not a curated record
AUGCGGGUCUGGGACCCGGUGACGGGCGACCUGCAGCAGACUCUUAACACAUAUACAAUCGUCGACGAUCUCGAAUUCUCUCUGGAUGGUUCAUAUAUAACCACCAACUUAGGCAUCCUUGCCGUUCAGCCCGGCCACAAAAAUAACGUUUCUCUUUCAACCUAUACGUUCCUGCCAAUCUUUCUUAAGCAGCGACAAUAG